Volvox carteri f. nagariensis is the source of this 1023-nucleotide messenger RNA. RefSeq lists its product as uncharacterized. Bases 1 to 1023 code for a protein of 340 amino acids. The transcript is spliced from 7 exons. Lineage: Eukaryota; Viridiplantae; Chlorophyta; Chlorophyceae; Chlamydomonadales; Volvocaceae. The record is from RefSeq and is a predicted model, not a curated record. Gene Ontology annotation, molecular function: hydrolase activity.
AUGGCGGAGACAGGAUCACCAAGAACUUCCAGCAGCACCGUCGUAGUCUCCCUGAGCGACAUGCACGGACUACAUCUGCGCAAUGAUAUCCUCGACAUUCCGGACGGAGACUUGCUGGUUAUCGCUGGCGACAUCGAGCUCCGCAACCCCCGGGAUGUGGAGUUACUGGAGCGCUGGCUUGCCUCGCUGCCCCACCGAGACAAGGUGGUCGGAUUUGGUAACAUGGACAGAUUGGCGUACGAGUUGGGCGAGGGGCUCAAGGUCGCGGGUGCAGUGGUGGUGGUGGACCGGGUUGUGGAGGUGGCGGGGUUGCGGCUGCUGGCGUCGCCCUGGUCUCCUGAGUAUGCGGGUGUGUGGCAGCUGGAAGAUGAGGCUGAGGGGCAACGGCACUGGUCCAGACUGCUGCCCCCUGACCUGGAGCUGGACGUGCUCGUAACUCACACACCGCCGUACGGGUACGGUGAUCUCACACGAGGACGUCACGUGGGCGACAAGCAGUUGCUCGCUGCCGUACAGGCUUUAAAACGACCGCCACAGCUGUGGAUUUGCGGUCACAUCCACGAAGCUGUGGGGGAAUACCGCGUGGCCCAUCCCCGGUCGGUCAACGGGGGAAUCUUACUGGUCAACGCCGCCAUCUUCUACGCGGGCGCCCACAAGGCCUUCGAGCGGCGUGCGCAGCCUCGUGCGGUCUCCCUGCCUGAGGGGCGUGUGGUGGCGCAAGGCGACCCGGCAAACCUGGCGACGCGUGACGCCAUUGCCGCUGCGGCCGCCGCCGCGCCAACGGCUGCUGCUAUCGGCGAGGCGGCGGGGCAGCUGGAGCCCGACCGCAAAGCCAGCAGGCUGAAGGCUGGCAAGCUGCGAUUGUGUCUGCUGAGCGUUGAGCAUCCGGCCUGGACUGCGGACUUGGCGGCCGAGCCCCUGCUGUGUGCCGGCAACGGCACCUCUGACUCAUACGUUUACGCCCAAGCAAGGGGCUGUCGGUGGCAGGUCGCGGACCUCCCGAAUACGUGUAACGGCCAAUGA